Molecule: messenger RNA, 2074 nt
Organism: Pogona vitticeps (central bearded dragon)
Lineage: Eukaryota; Metazoa; Chordata; Lepidosauria; Squamata; Agamidae
Source: RefSeq, a predicted model, not a curated record
CCUCGUGGGCGUGGCCAGGGAAGGCCCCUUUUUUCUCCCUCCCUCCCUCGGCGCAGGCGCAGAGGCGAUGGAGGCGCGGGAGCGGGAGCGUUUGCAGCGGGGGCGCCUCCGGCUAGUGCAGGAACUGCGAGUGGCGCCGCUCUGGGAGCCUUUGCUCCGCCGGGGCCUCUUCUCCCGGGACAUGCUCGAGGAGAUCCAGCAAGCGGGGACUAGGCGAGACCAAGCCAGGCAGCUGAUUGUUGACCUGCAGACCCGCGGGCGCCAGGCCUUCCCCACCUUCCUCCAGUGCCUCCAAGAAUCUGGCCAGCACGAGCUGGCCGCCUGGCUGAGUGAAGGACUCGACCAGACGCCGGUCCCUCCCGUGGAGAUCAGGCCAGUGGAAGUCCCUUUGCGGGGCGGGCCAAGCAGACCCCAGAAUUCUUUAAACGAUAAUUCAGAACCGUUCUUUCUGCUUCUAGGGGACGGGACUUCAGAAAAUGUGCCUCUUCCAGUCCAAGCAGUGAAUGAGAAAUGCCAAGAGUCCAAACAAGCCGGUGCCCCUGGUCAAGGUUCCCUGGAAGAGAGAUCCAGAAGGAAUUCUGAAACGGCGUACGUCCUGAAAAGUGACCCCUGCGGCUACUGCCUCAUUAUCAACAACGUGAAUUUCAGCCCAGAAACUCACCUGCGGCCCCGUGUCGGCUCCGACGUGGACUGCGAGAAGCUGGAGAGGCGGUUCAGGGCCCUGCACUUUGAGGUCUUGAGCCGGCGAGACCUGAAGGCACAGGAAAUUGUCCGGGAGCUGCAGAGCUUGGCAAGGCGAGACCACCGUCCGCUGGACUGCUGCCUUGUGGUCCUCCUUUCCCACGGCUGUCAGGCCAGCCACAUUCAGUUUCCGGGCGGAAUCUAUGGCACCGACGGAAAAAGCCUUGCAGUGGAAAAGAUGGUCGGCUACUUCAACGGGACCAACUGCCCCAGCCUGAGAGGGAAACCCAAACUCUUCUUCAUCCAGGCUUGUGGCGGAGAGGAAUGCGACCGGGGUUUUCAAGUGGAUUCGGACUCUCCCGACCACCAGCUCCAUGAAAAUGCCACUGAAUCGGAUGCGACCCCCUUUCAGGCACAGGCAGAAGGCUCGGAUCAAGUGGACGCUAGGGCAAGCUUGCCCACCCCCAGUGAUAUCCUGGUCUCUUAUUCCACGUUCCCAGGUUUUGUGUCCUGGAGGAGUAAGUUGACCGGCUCCUGGUAUGUCGAGACGUUGGACGAGGUCUUGAAGGAAUACGCCGGCUCCGAGGACCUGCUGGAUAUGCUGCUGAGGGUGGCAGACGCUGUUUCUGCGAAAGGGACUUUCAAACAAAUGCCCGGCUGCUUUAACUUCCUGCGUAAGAGGUUUUUCUUCAAGGUUUAACGAAGAUGCUUCUGGGGAUCGUCGCCUUGACGCAGGAGGGGAUCCCCAGGAAACCUCUUCGAAAAGGUCCAGCUGCCGAUGGUGCCUGAAGGAUUUUUCUUUAUUUUUGGGUUACUGUGAAAAACGGCGCUUCUCUUUCGCGGGGGAACCCCAAGCAAGCCGUUCCUGAUGUUGGAGUUUCGUAGGAGGCGCUGUCUGUCCCGAAAGGAAUGCCUGGAAGCCUGGUGGUCGCACAUUUAUGCCUUCCUCUUAAACUGAGGCAUGGAUGCCCUCGGUUUAACCUGCCUUCCGGAGGAGGAGGAGGAGGCCCUGGGUGAAUCCAAAUCCGUACUUCCUACACUUCUUGGUGGACCUUCUUCCUGGGCAGGCAGAAGGCAGCUUUAAUCGAGCUCAGCCAUCAUGACACUUUUCUGUUUCCCCUCCCCCUUCCUUCCAUUCUGAGGAACUCUGGGAAUUGGAGCCACGUGAGGGCGUUCGCCUCUUUUGACAUCGUGUUGGCCUCACCCACCAGCUCCCUCCAGAACGGCUGAGGGGAGCCACGGCUGGCUGUUAGACCAGCCCGGCUCGGCACAGGAAGAAGCAGGGCCCAGAGAUUGAAGCCAAGGAGCCCGUUUCCUCUCUUUGGGGGGUGGGGGAAUGGGGCAGAACAGAAGUGCCAUGCCGUUUUGUGCAAUUAAAUGCGCUGUAUUUCUA